Phytophthora sojae is the source of this 531-nucleotide messenger RNA. RefSeq lists its product as hypothetical. Lineage: Eukaryota; Oomycota; Peronosporomycetes; Peronosporales; Peronosporaceae. The record is from RefSeq and is a predicted model, not a curated record. The transcript has 3 exons. Bases 1 to 531 code for a protein of 176 amino acids.
AUGGCCGUCGCCAUGAUAAACAGGAAUACUACGGAGCUGGACUGGGACCAAGUGAUGCAGACCUCCGAUGGACAGGAGCUCAAGUCGAGCCACAUGGAGUGGAUCGACCGAGAAAUCUUCAUCGUGGAGCUGCCAUCGCGCGAACGCGAGCACUUUGGUGCGGGAGGAGCGCUGCCUGCUGGGAUGGAGUGGGUGGGCUGGCACACGCUCAAAGUGGAGGUUGGCUUCACGCGCCACUGGGGGAACGAGCCUGGUCAGCUAGACUGGAAGGCCAACGAGUGGGCCACAUUUCCGGGCGUGGCGUACAUCCUUUGUGUGGCCUUGGACAAAGGGUUGGCGACCGCCAGCUACAAGCUCUAUCGGACCCGCGUCCUGUGGCUUCCCCCGAACAGCAACCUCGAGUUUGAUUCGCGCUUGUUGUUGGGGUUGCAACCAGGUGACGCGCUGCCUGCUCAGUUCCCAGACCCGCUGGUUGUCGACCUGCACGAAGUCCUGGCGGACGCUCGCGAUGAAUUUCCUGCGCCGGUUUAA